Dreissena polymorpha is the source of this 2238-nucleotide messenger RNA. RefSeq names its product zinc finger protein 862-like. NCBI's taxonomy places the organism in Eukaryota, Metazoa, Mollusca, Bivalvia, Myida, Dreissenidae. The record is from RefSeq and is a predicted model, not a curated record. The transcript is spliced from 8 exons. The coding region runs from base 1 to 2172 and encodes 723 amino acids.
AUGGAGGCCAAAAAACGGUACGAGGAGAACAGAGAACGCUCUUUUCAAGAGCACUGGUGCAAAGAUCGACCGUGGCUCCAGUACAAAAAUGGCAACAUGUUCUGUAGUUGGUGUACAGACACAGCAGUGACACCCAAAGAUAAAUUGUGCAAUUUUGUUGAAGGUGCAAAUGUUCUUAAACUUGAAACAAUUAAAGUGCAUGAAAAAACCAAACUACAUGAGCGUAGUACUGUCAAAUUUUCCAGUUCUACUCAAGAUGUGACCGAGACCAAGGCUGACAGGUGUCUCAUUCAGUUGAAAAAAGCUGACUAUGACAAAUUAGCUAUAAAAUUUAGAACAGCUCAUUAUAUUGCCAAGCGUAAUAAGUCUUUUAGGGACUAUGUUGACAUUUGCCAACUUGACAAGGCAAAGGGAUUGGACAUAGGAGAGUCCUAUGUCAAUGACAAAGGAGCAGCCAUUCUCAUGUCAAACAUUGCCCAUGUCACUCUGCAGCCAGUUAUUGAGAGACUUAAGUCUGCCAAUUUUUUCUCCUUUACCUGUGACGGCAGUGCUGACUUCACGGGCGAGGACAUGGAGAUAGUGUAUGUCCGAACUGCUGUAAAAGGAGGGGUUGCAGACCAAUUUUUGAACAUUGGAUGUGCACAAUCUGCAACAUCUGCAGAUAUCCACAGCCACAUCAUCAAGACAUUCUUCUCACUUGGUCUUGAGGAAGAGUUUGAGAAAAAGCUGGUUGGUUUCUGCUCAGAUGGGGCAGCUAACAUGCAGGGUUCCAAGUCUGGAUUAGCAGCUCUGUUAAAGCACACACGACCCUACCUUGUCUCUAUCCAUUGUCUGGCGCAUCGUCUUGAACUGUCAUUCAAAGAUACGGUGAAAAAGAGCAAGGUGUACGAGAAGGCAAUGGUUCUCCUUAUAGGCCUGUAUUAUCUAUACAGAAAGAGCCCCAAACUGAAAAAUGGCCUAAAGGAAAGCUUUCUGGCUCUAAAGCAGAAGCAGGUUCUUCCUACUCGUGUAGGUGGUACAAGGUGGCUUCCGCAUCUUGACAAGGCAGUGGAUGCCUUUUUUAAGGGUUAUCAAGCCAUACGACAUCAUUUGGAAUCAGCUUCUCACACAUCACCCAAGGCGGAAGGGCUGGCCAAGAUAGCUGCAGAUGGUAAUGUCAUCACAUUCCUGCUCUGUUUGAAGGUAGUUCUGUAUCCACUGGUGACUCUCAGCAAAACCCUGCAAAGAGAGAACCUGACUUUGGCAGAUGCGAACUCACAGAUGUCGGCAACACGAACUGUCCUGUCGCAGUUGAAGGAAGAGAAGCAUACUUCAAUACAAGAAGUAUUGGAGUCAGCCCAAUACAAAGGGGAAAAACUUAAAUUUGCUGGCCAUAAGACGGGUAUUGUAGUGCCAACGAUAGCUGGGGAGCUGAUUGACAACAUCACCAGCAGAUUCCCAGAUAAUGUUGAUGUGGCAGUAGCUGCAAAAUACAUCAUUAACUUUAAGAAUUGGCCAAACUGUGCUACUCACCUGAAAGACUUUGGAACGGAUGCAAUUCGAGCAGUUGUUGAGCAGUUUCGCUCUGUCUUAGAGGAUACAGACUGUGAUUCAGACAGAAUUGUCAGCCAGUGGCAGCUUCUCAAGGCGCUCAUUAUUGAGAAGUUUCCAAAGGAGUUUACUGACACCCCGGAAGGCCAACUGAGCUGGACAUCUGUUUACAAAGCUGUCUCUGACUCUGGAUUUGAUGACAUCCUCAAAGUGAUAGAACUUCUUCGGAGCCUUCCAUCCACUUCAGUUCGAAAUGAGUGCGGAUUCUCAAUCAUGAAGCUGGCAAAGACGAAAAGGCGUGGACGGCUUAAUAUCAACAGUCUCAACAACCUCAUGGUUGUAAACCAGCUGGGGCAAUCUAUCGCAGAAUUUGAUCUAAGGCCAGCCAUAGAGAACUUCAUGGUCACUCCAUCAGGCCGUCAGCGCAGAGUCCAGGGGUACAAGCGGAAGUCCUCAGCACCUGAGGCUGAUUACAUCCACAUUGAUGAGGAGGAUGAGGUUCAGCAUGCAGAGUUGGAUAUUAACGAGGAUGGUCUGCUUGCUGAAUGUUACAACAGCGAUGAUGAAGAAGAAAGUGAUGAGGAUGAUGAGAUUGAUGAAGAUCAUGUUAACAAACUUAUCUGUCUUUAUUCUAGUGACUGAUUAUGCUACUAUUCAAAUGUUCUGCUUUACUAUGACGUAUGAGUUGCAUUAAAGUGCUAAAAUGUU